GUAAGUGCCAUUGUUAUUGGCAACUAAAUCAAUUACCAUUGUGUAAGUAAUUUACAAUCAUUUCGUUGAUUGAUUUUUGGGGAGUACAUUUGUUUGGUAUCUCAUUAAUUUCACAAAUCACUCAGAGCAUUUAAUGCCACCCAUGUUUUUCUAACCAAUAGUAAGUUGCAUCGAAAACAAAAUUACCACAUAUGUGUACUAAUAAUUGUUUUUCUAAAAAAAAAAAAAAACCAAUAAACCAAUAAACUACACAAACCCAACACAUGAAGAUGACAGCAGUUAAAAUCUACACUAGUUUUGAAAAAUAAUAAUAAUAUCUCAAUUAUUUAUGUCCUAUUUGGCUGUCCUGUCCAUUAAAAGCUGAAAGCCCAUUAAGGACAUUUCCAAACCUCUCUCUUCUUCUCCUUCUUCUCUCUCUCUCUCUGCUAUAUAAACCAAUCCUCAUCUUCUAUUCUCACCCCUAUCUCUCUCAUUCAUUCAUUCAUUCUUCAUUUGAACCCCCACCAAAAAAAAAAAGAAAAGAAAGAAAGAAACCCAGUACCCACCAUAACCAAAGGCUCAAACCUUUAGAAAGUAAUAUUAAUUUAAUUUACUCUUUUGUUGUUGAAAUGGGGUUUCCAGUGGGCUACACAGAGCUGUUCAUACCAAAACUGUUCAUCCACACACUUUCCUUUCUGGGUUUCAUUAGAAAGUUCAUUUCAAUCCUUUUCAGCUAUCUGGGUCUUCAAAAUUUCAUCGAUUCACCGGACAUCAUCAAUGGCGGCGUCUAUUCAAACACCUGGUCUUCCUCUUCUUUCUCAGACACUCCAACCACGAUGAUGACCCGAGUACCCGAAUUCGACUCAGUUUCAGCCCUUCUGAUCCGAGAGUGUUUGCCGGUGGUUAAGUUCUCGGAGCUGGUAGACCCACCGGAGAGCUGCGCCGUGUGUUUGUACGAGUUUGAAGGUGAAGAUGAGAUCCGACGGCUCACAAACUGUUGCCAUAUAUUUCACAAAGGAUGUUUGGACCGUUGGAUGGGAUAUGACCAAAAGACUUGUCCUUUGUGUAGGACACCUUUUCUUAAAGAAGAUCUUCAAACCUCUCUUAAUGAGAGGCUUUGGGCAGCUUCUGGUAUUCCUGACUUUUACUCUGACUAUUCUCAGAUUACUGGUUUGUAGGUUUUUUUCUUUUUUUUUUUCUGAAAAAUAUCAAUAUGGGUUGGUGGAGUUGUAAAUAUAGGAAGGAAAAAAAAACCGGAAAAAAUUGAUUCUGGUAACCAGAAUUAGAUUAUGCUGAUGAGUUUUGCUUUGUAUAGUUUUGAGAAAUGAAAGUUACUCUCCAAAAAAAAUGAUAAAUAAUAUAAAUGAAUGAAUGAACAAGUUGGAUCUAUCCUCCAAA
Messenger RNA from Cannabis sativa, 1377 nucleotides. RefSeq names its product brassinosteroid-responsive RING protein 1-like. Lineage: Eukaryota; Viridiplantae; Streptophyta; Magnoliopsida; Rosales; Cannabaceae. The transcript has a single exon. Bases 609 to 1157 code for a protein of 182 amino acids. The record is from RefSeq and is a predicted model, not a curated record. Gene Ontology annotation, molecular function: ubiquitin protein ligase activity. Gene Ontology annotation, biological process: protein ubiquitination.